AUGUCCUCCUCAGCAUCCGCCACGGCCUCCCUCAGGGAAAAGUCUGCCAACAACCAUCUAACAAGCAGCACAGGAAGCGACUCCGACUCCACCAAAGUCGAAGCUGGCCUUCCCAACCCCAACACCACAGACCCAGCACCACCACCCCGCGACAUCCACGGUUUCAAGUGGAUCUCGGUCGUCAUCGCAAUCUUAUCCUCCAUCUUCCUCUACUCCCUCGACAACACAGUAGUAGCAGACAUUACCCCCGCCGCCGUUAACGCCUUCGGCGACAGCCUCAAACUCCCUUGGCUUUCCGUCGGCUUCUUACUCGGUGGCGUAAGCGUUGUCCUGCCCUUUGGAAAACUUUACAGCCUCUUCGACGCAAAAUGGCUGUACAUCUUCUCCACCGUCCUCUUCAACAUCGGAUCUGCCAUCUGCGGAGCGGCACCGUCGAUGGACGCGCUGAUUGUGGGGAGGGUGUUGGCUGGUAUGGGCGGUAACGGGAUGUACCUCGGGACGAUGAACUUGUUGAGUGCGACAACCACCAACAUGGAAAGACCUGCAUAUCUCAGCUUCGUGGGCUUGGUUUGGGGAGUCGGUACCGUGCUCGGGCCUGUGGUGGGCGGCGCGUUCGUGGAGAGCCCGGCAACGUGGAGGUGGGCUUUCUACAUCAACUUGUGCAUUGCCGGUUUGUUCGCACCGGUGUAUCUGUUUUGGAUUCCGUCGUACAAGCCCCAGCCACGGGAAACCUCGAGCCGGGAACUGGUCAAGAAAUUCGAUUUUGGAGGGACGUUGUUGAGCGUGGCGGCGAUUACGACUUUGGUUAUGGCAAUCAAUCUGGGUGGUGCCCUAUACGAGUGGAAUAGCGGCAACAUCAUCGCGUUGUUCGUGGUAUCCUUCGUGGUGUUUGGAGCAUUUGGCGUGCAGCAAAGCUGGAACUUUGGACUAAGGGAUAAGGGCGACAAGAUCUUCCCAACGCACUUUUUGAGAAGGUGGAAUCUGGUCUUGUUGUUCUGUUCUGCAGCUGCCAUCAAUGCUGCCGCGUUCAUUCCGAUCUAUUACAUCCCACUAUACUUCCAGUUCACCCGGGGAGACAGCCCGACCGAAGCAGCUGUCAGGCUACUGCCUCUUAUCUUCACCUUGAGUGCGGCUAUUUUGAUCAAUGGACACCUGAUGGUGAGAUGGGAAUAUUUCCAACCUUGGUAUAUUACCGGCAGUAUCUUGGCGCUUGUGGGAGGCGUGCUGUUAUGUAAGUGA
This is a messenger RNA of Podospora pseudocomata, 1239 nucleotides long. RefSeq lists its product as uncharacterized. NCBI's taxonomy places the organism in Eukaryota, Fungi, Ascomycota, Sordariomycetes, Sordariales, Podosporaceae. The record is from RefSeq and is a predicted model, not a curated record. The coding region runs from base 1 to 1239 and encodes 412 amino acids. Gene Ontology annotation, cellular component: plasma membrane. Gene Ontology annotation, molecular function: transmembrane transporter activity. Gene Ontology annotation, biological process: transmembrane transport. The transcript has a single exon.